AUGCCGUCCAUCGACUCCCCACCUCCCCCUCCUCCUCGUGCACAAUACCUCUCCCUCACGCUCACGCCUGCCCAAUGCGAAACGAUCUCGUCUCAUACGCCCUUCCGCUUCCACACCGUCCCCAUCACCGGCGCAGAGCCCGGUCAACCCGACUCCUUUCUCGAGCCGUACUUCCCGCUCCCUCCUCAUCCUACCUCGCCGCCCCUUAUUGUGACGCCUUAUAGACCGACCGACAUCCCCUCCGUCAUGCGGACGCUCAACGACCCACAAGUCGCGUAUCAACUCGUCGGACCGCCGUACCCUUAUACCGACAACGAUGCGCACGGGUGGAGCGAGUUGCGGCGCAGAGAGACGGAGAAGGUCUUCAACGAGGUUCUUGGGCCAAAGGCGGAGCAGGCGCUGAGAGGUGAGGAAGUGGACAAUUGGGUCGUGGGAGACUGGGCGCUCGGAAAUGUUCGCAGAGCGGAUGGUGAAUGGGUCGGCGACUUUGGCUUGUGUCGAUGGGCGUUCGAGGACGUCCCCGACGCAGAAGAGCGCAAAAAGCUCGUCGACGAGAACGCGGCGAAGGAGGCGGGCGACCCGAUGCUCGCUUGGUCGUACGGGUUCUUCCUCGACCCGACUUACCAUGGCAAGGGUAUCAUGGCGCACGUCCUACGUUCGCUCAUCGAAGGCUACUACGUCCCCUACCUUCGAGCGGAACGGAUAUACGGUGCGGCGUUCGCGACGAAUCCGGCGAGUCUCAAGACGCAGGAAAGGUGCGGAUUCGUCAGGAAGUCGAGCUUCGAGGAGGAUGUGAUUCCAAAUCGCGGCGGGGGGAAGAAGACGGUCGUUACACUACAAUGGCAGGGCAAGCGGGCGUAA
Rhodotorula toruloides NP11 is the source of this 861-nucleotide messenger RNA. Its product is annotated as GNAT family acetyltransferase. Gene Ontology annotation, molecular function: acyltransferase activity, transferring groups other than amino-acyl groups. The record is from RefSeq and is a predicted model, not a curated record. The coding region runs from base 1 to 861 and encodes 286 amino acids. Lineage: Eukaryota; Fungi; Basidiomycota; Microbotryomycetes; Sporidiobolales; Sporidiobolaceae. The transcript has a single exon.